Helicoverpa zea (corn earworm) is the source of this 3017-nucleotide messenger RNA. RefSeq names its product 4-hydroxybutyrate coenzyme A transferase. Lineage: Eukaryota; Metazoa; Arthropoda; Insecta; Lepidoptera; Noctuidae. Gene Ontology annotation, cellular component: mitochondrion. The transcript is spliced from 10 exons. Bases 143 to 1576 code for a protein of 477 amino acids. The record is from RefSeq and is a predicted model, not a curated record. Gene Ontology annotation, molecular function: acetate CoA-transferase activity. Gene Ontology annotation, biological process: acetate metabolic process.
CAGCCAAUCAGAUUCAGAUUUAAUUUGAGCACGAAGAGGGGUGUACACCGGACGGACACUCUUCAAAAAUAAGCUAAUCAGAAAACUAAUAAUAUAAACAUAUUUAGAUCAAAAACUGUAACUUAAAUUAAUAAUCGGCAUAAUGUCCGUGUGCAAAGUGGUGCCGCUUGUAACGAGCCGGAAUUUCGGUAGAAUAAGUGCCGCGCUGAGUAGUGCAAAGUUGAACAGAAGUUAUUUCACAUAUACCCAGUCAUUGUCUCAGCCCCUAGAUCGGGUGCCGGAACGUUUGACUGCCAAAGAAGCCUUCGAGAAAUGGUUGAAAUCCGGAAUGACGAUCUACGCGCAAGGCGCGGCUGCCACCCCGGUUCCUCUACUGGACGCCAUGACAGAAGUCGGCGCGGCCAAGAAUCUGAGAGACAUCAAAGUCGUUCACAUGCAUACGGAGAAGGAGGCCAAAUACGUUGCGCCUGAAUACAAGGAUAUCUUCAGGUCGGUGUCACUAUUCAUGGCUGCGAAUGUCCGCAAGUCGGUAGCCGAAGGUCGGUCUGAUGCCAUCCCUAUCUUCCUGCAGGACAUCCCCAAGCUGUUCCACAGGAAGAUCAUCAAGCCUGACAUCGCUUUAAUUCAGGUAUCUCCCCCCGACCAACACGGGUACUGCAGCUUGGGAACAUCAGUCGACUGCGUGAGAGCUGCUCUAGUCAACAGCCCAAUUAUUGUCGCCCAAAUAAACGUCAACAUGCCCCGUACAUUCGGCGAUGCGAUCAUCCACAUGUCUCACAUUGACACGGCUGUGGAAGACAAUACGCCUCUCCCUGAACACGGAGGCAAGCCCGCCAGUCCUGAGGAGACCAAGAUCGGACAGCUCAUCGGACAGAACCUGGUGGAAAAUGGCGCUACGCUGCAGAUGGGUAUCGGCAGUAUUCCCGACGCGGUGCUGUCAGCUCUGAAGGAUCACAAGGACCUGGGUAUCCACUCGGAGAUGUUCAGCGUCGGGGUCAUUGACCUAGUCAAGCGGGGAUGUAUUACUAAUAACGAGAAGAAGUUCCACAGAGGGCGCAUGGUGGGCAGUUUCCUCGUCGGCAACAGGGCGUUAUACGACUUUGUCGACAACAACCCCUUCGUUGAAAUGUUGGAGAUAGACUACGUGAACAACACACACAUCGUCUCGCUGCAGCCGAAGAUGACAGCCAUCAACUCGUGCAUCGAAGUCGAUCUGACGGGACAAGUGUGUGCCGACUCUAUUGGUACUCGCAUGUUCUCGGGUUUCGGCGGUCAGGUGGACUUCAUCCGCGGUGCCGCUGAGUCAGUGGACGGUCGCGGCAAGCCCAUCAUCGCGCUGGUCUCCGUCACCAAGAAGGGAGAGUCCAAGAUCGUUCCUACGCUUAAAGUUGGAGCGGGAGUAGUAACAAGUCGUGCCCACGUGAACUACGUAGUAACCGAACAAGGCAUAGCGGAUCUCUUUGGCAAGACUCUAAGGCAACGCGCAUACGAACUGAUCAAGAUUUCACACCCCGACCACAGAGAAGCGUUGGAAAAGGCCGCAUUUGAACGCCUUAAAUGCAUGCCUGCACCUUAGAAAAAGAAAAAUUAAAAAAUUAUGUUCUUUUUUUAAUUUUAUUAUAUGUUGUAUUUUUUGGGAUUUUUUGUGUAAGAUCUUGGUGUAGGUUUUUUUUUUGAAUAAGAAAGCGUUUUUUGUCGUUUAAAAAGGAGUGUAAAAGCUUUGCAAUUUUUACAAAAAUGUGUUGGUUUUUGCCAAAAAAAUAUUGCAUUUACUAUGUAUUAGCAAACGAUUAAUAAUACAUACGUUAACAUAAUGCAAUGUACUUUGGAGGUAGGAUAGUUACUGGGAGUUUAAAAGAACAUCAUUUUAAAGAAUAAAAAGUUAUAUAGGAAAAAGUGGAUGGCGUUAUCAAUGUGUAGUUUUGUCUGUUAGCCCAGUUACAAGUCAAAAAACGGAGAACCUCCUUUUUUAAGUCCUUUAAAAAUGGCAUAAAACGCUUCUUAUUUCCUAUACCAAGAUCUUGUCAACAGAAAUCCCAGUUUUUUUUUAAUCAGCUGAUUUUAAAUCUACACCAAUAAAAUGUAUUUGUUAUAGAAUAUUUUCAAACAAACUGUACAUCCGUUAUCCUAAGUAUUUAAGUGCUUUUUAUUCCAUGCAAUGAAAUAUUUUUUAUUAUAUGAAAUGAAAUGUUCAUGAUUGUUUUAAUAGGUUUUGGGUUCCAAGUUGAUUAAGACCUGGGCUGACUUGUUUUAAAGUACAUAGUUUCAUAAUAUCAAUUUUUGAAAUAUAUUUCAAAGACCUCACUGCCUGAUAUGUAAACUUACCUUAAAACUGGUUGGCUAUGGGGAAAAAAAAUACUAAAAUAUAGUUGAGAGAAAUAGUACUAUUACUGUUUCUACAAGGUUUAAAAAUAUGCCCCAAUAUUAUACCACAAAUAUCAGAAAAUAAACGACAAUGCAAAUCAUGUUUAAAAGUUUUGUGCAUUUUGUAAAAAUAUAAAAAAUACUUUUUUUUUCUUUAUAAGUGUUACCAUCAAAUAAAAAUUAUAGUGGUGUAAUAUUAAAAAGUAUUAUCAAAUUCCCUAGUCCAGUUAGUAGCUAGACUUGCUUUUUGUCUAGUACUUUUAAAUAGAAACUGCACUCGUACAUCGUUAAAAUGUCGACGGACAUUUAUUAAAGUAAAAAGUAUUGAUAAGUGUCGACGCACUUGCGUGUUAGAUUGCUAGAAUUUCAUUAUAAAUGUAACUAGCCUAGUUUUUGUAGUAAACACGAAAUGAUAUCAAUGAAAUAAGCGAAAAUAUGUUAUUCGAAGUAAAUGUACAUGCGCAAUAAAUAAACUAGCUUUAUUUUUAGAAUUAUCUCGAAUUUAUUAACGAAACCGUUUUUUGGAAAUGUUUUUAAAUCAUUUUUUAAUGUUACGUGUUUGUUUAAAAUACACGAUGUUUUAUAGUAUACAACGCUGAUAUUGUACUUUGUGUUUUUAAUGAAUUAAAGAUCAUAUACCUACAUUAGAAAAA